AUGUGCGAGCUGGAUGCCGCAGCCUCUGGAUACUGCUGCCUGCGGCGUCCAUCACGUCGAGGUCACCAAUGUGGGAUUUCCCUCAGCCAUUAUCUGCUGCAGCCACCCAAUGGACACAACUUUGUAACUGCUCUUUGGGGUCAAGCUGUGUACUCCAGUAGAUCAUUACCAAUGGUUCAGAGGAACUUGCCACUUUCACCUCCAGUAACUUUCUCAGAAAUGCUGAACAGGGUCAUAUACCAGAAGACGUUAAACUCAAUACGAAGGUUCAGCGUCAUGAACACUCAGAUCUUACUCUCAUCAAAGGCCAGCUUUGAAGUGGCCUGGUUGAUUGCCCGAAACAAGAAACCACAUACUAUUGGUGAGCAAUUGGUUAAACCAGCAGCUUUGAAAAUGGCAGAGAUUAUGUGUGGUCAGAAAGAAGCUGCGAAACUAAAUUCAGUGCCCUUGUCUGCAAAAGCUGUGAAAGAAAGAAUUUCUAUUUUAGCAGAAAAUCUUGAUGAAACUACAGAUGUCAGUAGUAAUUCGCAGCUGAUGGUGUAUGUUCGCUACAAAGGUUUACAUCCAAUUGAAGAGGAGUUGCUGUUUUGUUCUCCCCUCCAGUUGCGAUCUCGUGGAAUUGAUGUCUUCAAUAAAAUUAAUGAAUACUUUAAUAAUGCUAAUUUAAAGUGGGAAGACUGCAUUGCUUUGUCUGUUGAUGGAGCUCCAGCUAUGUUGGGUCAUGUUAGUGGUUUUUCGGCUUUGGCGAGAGAGAAAAAUAGAAAAAUUGAAGUUAACCACUGUAUGAUCCAUCGCCAGGCAUUGCUUGUGAAACGUUUUGAACCUGCACUGGAAGCCGUCAUGCAUGAUGUUAUCAACGUUGUCAAUGUCGUCAAAGGACAUGCACUAAACACGCGACUAUUUCAUGAAUUAUGUACAGAUGGGGAGGCUGAAUAUACAGACCUACUUUAUCAUACAGAAGUGAGGUGGCUGUCAUGUGGAAAUGUUCUGAACCAAGUGUGA
Molecule: messenger RNA, 1002 nt
Organism: Cryptotermes secundus
Lineage: Eukaryota; Metazoa; Arthropoda; Insecta; Blattodea; Kalotermitidae
Product: protein ZBED8-like
Exons: 4
Coding region: 1-1002 (333 amino acids)
Source: RefSeq, a predicted model, not a curated record